This is a messenger RNA of Nipponia nippon (crested ibis), 2304 nucleotides long. NCBI's taxonomy places the organism in Eukaryota, Metazoa, Chordata, Aves, Pelecaniformes, Threskiornithidae. The record is from RefSeq and is a predicted model, not a curated record.
AUGCCGCCGCCGCCCCCUCUUCCUCCCCCUCCCCUGCUUCUGGCUGCCGGGGGGAAGGUCUUAAAACGCAUUCAUUCCUUAGAGGAUGACAUUGUGCAAUUGGAAAAGCAAUUGCAUGUGACGGAGGAUGCAAGGGACCAAGUGCUGGAAGAGCUACACAAGUCUGAGGAUAGCCUCCUCUCCGCAGAGGAGAAUGCUGCCAAGCUGGAGGACGAGCUGGUGGCUCUACAAAAGAAGCUGAAGGGCACUGAGGAUGAGCUGGACAAAUACUCCGAGUCCCUUAAAGAUGCACAGGAAAAGUUGGAACUGGCUGACAAAAAGGCCACAGAUGCUGAGAGCGAAGUAGCUUCUCUGAACAGACGCAUCCAGCUGGUUGAAGAAGAGUUGGAUCGGGCUCAGGAGCGCUUGGCUACUGCUCUGCAGAAGCUGGAGGAGGCCGAGAAGGCCGCAGAUGAGAGUGAAAGAGGAAUGAAGGUCAUUGAAAAUAGAGCCCAGAAGGAUGAAGAGAAGAUGGAAAUCCAAGAGAUCCAGCUUAAAGAAGCUAAGCACAUUGCUGAGGAGGCUGACCGCAAGUAUGAAGAGGUGGCUCGUAAGCUUGUGAUCAUUGAGAGUGACCUGGAGCGGGCUGAGGAACGUGCUGAACUCUCAGAAAGCCAAGUCCGACAGCUGGAAGAACAGUUAAGAAUAAUGGAUCAAACCUUGAAAGCAUUAAUGGCUGCAGAGGAUAAGUACUCGCAGAAAGAAGACAAAUAUGAAGAGGAGAUUAAAGUCCUGACUGACAAACUGAAGGAGGCUGAGACCCGUGCUGAAUUUGCUGAGAGGUCAGUAACCAAGCUGGAGAAGAGCAUUGAUGACCUAGAAGCCUGUGCAGUUUCUCAAGCUAUCUGCGCUCAGUUCUCACGAAGAGCAUUUUUAGUGGCACAGAACAUGUCUGCAGAGCAAAAUGAAGGCGUAAUUGCAGCACAGGAUGAAGCAGGAAUCCCAGGUAUACUAGUUGGAGUCUCUGUAGAUGGAAAGGAAGUCUGGUCAGAAGGUUUGGGUUAUGCUGAUGUAGAGAAUCGUGUAGUAUGUAAGCCAGAGACGAUCAUGCGAAUUGCUAGUAUUAGCAAGUGUCUUACAAUGAUGGCUGUUGCUAAACUGUGGGAAGAGGGGAAACUGGAUUUAGAUGCUCCAGUGCAGAAGUAUGUCCCUGAAUUUCCAGAAAAAGUCUACGAGGGUGAAAAGGUCGCUAUUACUACAAGACUGUUAGUUUCACACUUGAGUGGGAUUCGUCACUAUGAAAAAGAUAUUACAAAAGUAAAGGAAGAAAAGGAAAAGGCAAACAGAGCAGUUAAACUGACGAAACCCUAUCAGGAUAAAGAACAAAAAGAAAAAGAAGGCAAAGGGAUUGAAAAGAGUGAUUCUGUCAAACCGAGGAAAGAACACGAAGGUGAGGUAAAAAGCCGAAAUUCAAAACCUGGCAGGAGAGACAAGGAAUUUGAGCAAGAAGAGUAUUAUUUGAAGGAAAAAUUUGAAAGCGUGAUUGAAUCACUGAAGAUAUUUAAAAAUGAUCCUUUAUUCUUUAAACCAGGUAGUCAGUUCUUGUAUUCAACAUAUGGCUUUACUCUCUUAAGCGCUGUUGUGGAGAGAGUUUCAGGACAAAAAUUUACAGAUUAUAUGCUAAAAAUGUUUCAUGAUUUGGAUAUGCUAUCAACAGUACUAGAUGACAAUGAAGCAAUGAUAUAUAACAGAGCAAGGUGUUAUGUUUACAACAAAAAGGGACGGCUGGUAAAUGCACCGUAUGUGGACAACUCUUACAAGUGGGCUGGUGGUGGCUUUCUGUCGUCAGUAGGUGACCUUCUGAAAUUUGGAAAUGCCUUGUUAUACAGUUAUCAAGCCGGACAAUUUAAAAACACUAAUGGCAAACUUCUUCCUGGGUACCUCAAACCAGACACAGUUGCAAUGAUGUGGACCCCAGUGGCAAAAACUGAAGUAUCGUGGGACAGGGAUGGUAAAUACGCAAUGGCUUGGGCUGUAGUAGAGAAAAAACAACAAUAUGGCUGUUGCAGACAGCAGAGACAUUAUGCAUCUCAUACUGGUGGUGCAGUGGGGGCAAGCAGUGUCCUCCUAAUUCUACCUGAAGAGCUGGACUCUGAAGCUAUAGAUACUGGGCUAGUGGCACCACCUAGAGGAGUAAUUGUUAGUAUUAUCUGUAAUAUGCAAUCAGUUUCGCUCAACAGCACCGCCUUAAAGAUUGCAAGGGAAUUUGAUAAAGAAAAAUGGGCACAAUAUAUAGAUUAAAAAAAGAGAUACGUGUAACUGAAU